AUGAGAAAUUUUAUGUUGUUGUUGGUGUUAGGAUGCCUCGCUCUGGCAGUCUCUGAUGCGCUAAGGUGUAGAGGAUUUAUUUUCAAACGUAGAUACAGGGGAUUUGCAAUGGGGAUGGUGCCGCGAGGAACGUAUAACAAAAACUAUGCAGAACAUUGUUGCAAAAGACUAAGGGCAUCCCUAGUCCAUGAUUUUCAAAAAGCCGAAUACUUUGGAAAAUUUCUAAGGAGGUUCAGGCACUCCAAAGCGAGAAGAAUCGUCGGCGUGUUAACUGGUAUGGAACUGAAAGGGUACAACAAUCCGCAACGAUGCGUUUAUAUGAACCGCAGAUCGGGCUUUAGAGCGGCAGUACUCGAAGAGUGCAAAGUGUCAUCACGUAUCGCUUACUUGUGUUACAAGAAGUAAUCAUGCUUUGCAAUAUGAACAAAUCUAUACAUAACACAUUGUUGUCUAGUUUUUCCUCAUUUGAAACAAAAUAGUAUUUAUAAACUUACAUAUACCAUAACGUAGAUUCUGAUUUCAUGUUGGUACUUCUUGUGCUUUUUACAAAAUUAAUUCUUAAUAACUUCAACAGACUGAAAUU
Molecule: messenger RNA, 583 nt
Organism: Ylistrum balloti
Lineage: Eukaryota; Metazoa; Mollusca; Bivalvia; Pectinida; Pectinidae
Exons: 4
Coding region: 1-405 (134 amino acids)
Source: RefSeq, a predicted model, not a curated record